AAUUUUAGAGAUACUAUCGAGCCUUCCGUUACAGAUUGCUUUAUAUUACAAUAUAUGCAUUGCACCCUUCUGGUUUUCUUACUUAACCCUAACAUACAAAUUGAUCGUAAGUACGACCUGUGUAGUUGCAAUAUUAAUUGAAUUCAUAAGGCUUUAUCUUGGAUAUUAUGGAAAUCUCGCAGAAAAGGUUCCAGCAUUGUCGGGUUUCUGGAUUACAACUCUCGUACUGCAAACGCCGAUUGAAAUAUUUCUGUUUUUUAGUCAAAAUGUUAUUCCUCUUCCAUUAGAGCGAAUUAUGUAUAUUAUUCAUCUAAUUUUUCUUUUUUUUGAGGUAAUUUAUAUUAUUUGUAUUCUUUUUUAUCCACAGUUUUGUCAAAACAGUUCUUUCUUAUAG
Dracunculus medinensis (Guinea worm) is the source of this 394-nucleotide messenger RNA. The record is from the annotation of a GenBank genome assembly. NCBI's taxonomy places the organism in Eukaryota, Metazoa, Nematoda, Chromadorea, Rhabditida, Dracunculidae.